Molecule: messenger RNA, 778 nt
Organism: Trichoderma reesei QM6a
Lineage: Eukaryota; Fungi; Ascomycota; Sordariomycetes; Hypocreales; Hypocreaceae
Exons: 2
Coding region: 56-778 (240 amino acids)
Biological process (GO): protein deubiquitination; ubiquitin-dependent protein catabolic process
Cellular component (GO): cytoplasm
Molecular function (GO): cysteine-type deubiquitinase activity
Source: RefSeq, a predicted model, not a curated record
CUGACGACAAACGAAUCUUUGCAAUAACCUCGACAUCCAGAUACUCUCGUCCAGCAUGCCGACCGAAGGCGUCUUCAUCCGUCCAUCCGGACAAAAAACCUUCAUCCCCCUGGAGAACAACCCCGAAGUCUUCACCUCUCUGGUCCACGACCUCGGCGUCUCCCCCGAGCUCGGCUUCUACGACGUCUACAGCCUCGACGAUGCCAGUCUCCUCUCAACGGUGCCACGUCCCGUCCUGGCACUGAUCUUCAUCACCCCGGCAGAGAUGUACUUUGCCGUUCGCAAGCAAGACGGAACAACCGUGUCGCCCGAGCACUUGACCUACGACAAGAGCGGCGACGACGAGCCCGUUCUCUGGUUCCAGCAGACCAUUGGCCAUGCGUGCGGGCUCAUGGCGCUGCUUCACUCUGGAUUCUUCUUGGAUGGCCUUCUCCACGAAACUACGCCUCUCAAACCUGUUGAGAGAGCCGCAGCAUUAUACAAUAAUGAAGAGCUGGAGAAGAAGCAUAUGAAGGCCGCAAGGACGGGCACUUCCCAGCCGCCCGAGGCUAGCGAGGAGAAUCACUUCCACUUCAUCUCCUUUGUCAAGGGAAAGGAUGGCCACUUGUGGGAGCUGGAGGGCGCCACUGACGGUCCCUUGGAUCGGGGGCUGAUGCGUGAAGGCGACGAUGUGCUGAGCGAGGGGGCGCUGGAUAUGGGGAUUCGCAAGUUCUUGAAGGUUGGGAAUGGGAACGUCAACUUUAGCAUUGUGGCAUUGGCGAAGAAGCCUGCCGAGUGA